AUGGGGGCCCCUGCUACAAACUCAGAGACAAUCCACGUUGUCUACAAAGCUGACAACCGCCAACAUGCCGUGGUGAACCUUGAUUCGUCACUGGAUGAAGAGCUGCCUGUCUCGGCGCUCCGUGCGCGACCUAUACUUCUUGGGUUGACUUCCAACAACCUCAGCUACGCCCGUGGAGGGGAUUUACUGCAUUGGUGGGAAACGUAUCCGGUUCCACAUACCGCCCCGCCCCCAUACAACGAUCAGGCUUCCUGGGGUAUUGUUCCGGCUUGGGGAUAUGCCACCGUCACCGAGAGUAGUGUUCCUGGGAUCGCGCCAGAUUCUGUCAUCUGGGGAUACUGGCCGACUUCAACGUCGCCCACUCUCUUGCGCUUAGAACCCAGUGAUCUUCAAGGUCACUGGGUGGAGGUCAGCAGCCAUAGACAACAGCUGAUGCCCAUAUACAAUCGCUACGAACAAAUUCUUCCCGAGGAGGAAGGGCUGGAUGAGAUGGCGUGGGGUGCCCUCCUCCGAGGGGUCUGGAUCACCGGAUACCUGCUGAGCGAGUACGUGUUUUCUCCUGGCCCGCGAGCACGAGUACCAGUCCACCCACUUGGCGCUGCUAGUAAACUUCCCUGGUCUGCGGGAGACGCGGAUCUCUCGUCUGCUGUUGUAGUGGUUUUGGCUGCCUCAACCAAGACUGCUCGAUCCAUUUCAUGGUGUCUUUUUAAUCGGCCCAGGGAAAGUGGUCCCCUGGGAUUGGUCCAGGUUACUUCAUCGCCUGCUGCUUUGCAAGAGGUAGCGGCCAAAAAAGGCUGGGGGGAUGUGUCCAAGUCUUUGGCAUAUACAGAGAUCCACCAAGCUACCAGGUGGAUUGAGGGUCGACGGCCAUCAAAGGUGGUGUAUACGACGGAGGAAGUUCAGGCAGCUCGUGCAGCUAUGCAAUCAAUGGGGAAGAUCCAGUACAACACCUCUGGCGUUCAGGACACACUCAUCGACCGGGAGGGGGCUGCAACAUAUUUCGGAAAGAUCUCGCGCAGGUGGAAGGUUUGGUUAGCGGACCGUGACUCCGCCAUCCCAGACAUGCAUUUAGUCAGGGGACAGGGCAUUGCUGGAGAGAAUGGAAUCUAUGGGGGAUGGGAACGACUGUCAAAUGGUGCAGUGCGCCCUGAAGAGGGAUUGGUUUAUGCCCUGUAG
Molecule: messenger RNA, 1176 nt
Organism: Aspergillus clavatus NRRL 1
Lineage: Eukaryota; Fungi; Ascomycota; Eurotiomycetes; Eurotiales; Aspergillaceae
Product: DUF2855 family protein
Exons: 3
Coding region: 1-1176 (391 amino acids)
Source: RefSeq, a predicted model, not a curated record